AUGGAUGUAACUCUGCCUCCUCCUCUGAUGGUUUCUUCAGGCUUUCUUCCAACUGGUUCCUUGUUAGAAUCACUGAUCCAAAUCUCUAAUGAAGUGACAACCAUGGAAAAGAUUCCUAGUACACAAACCAAGAAUGUUUCAACAAUGAUAAGAAGGAUCAAACUUCUUUCAUCGCUGUUUGAAGAGAUUCAAGAAACAAACAGUCAACUUCCACCUUCUUCCAUCUUGUGUCUCACUGAACUUUAUUCGGUGAUUCGGAGGGUGAAAUCAUUGAUACAAGCAUGUAAAGAAGGUAGCUGUCUAUGGAACCUUGUUCGAGCAGAGAGCAUUUCAAAUCAGUUUUAUGUGAUUGUGAAAGAAAUGAGUAGAGCAUUAGAUAUCUUACCUCUCAGCUUGUUGAAGAUAGCCGCAGACACCAGAGAGCAAGUGGAGCUUCUUCACAAGCAAGUCAAACGAGUUGAUUUGUUGGUUGAUUCUCGAGAGAUUCAGAGAAGUGAGGAACUUCUUCAAGUGAUGAUGGCUAGUAGCUGUGCCGGUAAAGGCAGCAAGAGUAAAGGCAUCAUUGACUUUGAGAAACUCAAGGUGAUUAUGACUCAAAUUGGAUUGAGAACCCCUCUUGAUUAUGAAGAAGAGAUUUCAAAGCUCGAGGCUGAAGCAGAGAAGCAAGCAGGAACAGGGGGGCUCAUCGUUGUUUCCAAUAUCAACAAUCUUAUUUCACUUGUUUCUUUGUCGAAAUCCAUGGUUUUCAGCAAAGAAGAUCAUAAAACAGCCCAAGAGGAUGACACAAGGCAGUGUAUGGGUCAAAAUUCCCAACAGCAUCAUUAUUCAUCUACUCGAUCAAUGGUCAUCAACAUUCCAGAUGAAUAUCGUUGCCCAAUUUCGCUUGACUUAAUGCGGGAUCCAGUGAUAGUAGCAUCCGGGCACACAUAUGAUCGGGUCUCAAUUGCACAGUGGAUUAACUCCGGGCACCAUACAUGUCCGAAAAGUGGACAGAGGCUAAUUCACAUGGCCCUCAUUCCAAACUAUGCACUGAAAAGCUUGAUCCACCAAUUUUGCCAAGAAAACAACAUACCCAUAACUGAUCCUGCAACAUCAAGUUCUUCAUCAUCUCAUCUUGAAAGAAGCCCUAGUAUCAAGAGGAAGCUACCUGAAAAGGCGCUUGAUUACAUUUCCGCCACAAAAGCUGCCAUGGAUGCUGUGAAAAUGACAGCAGAAUUCUUGGUGGGAAAGUUAGCAAUGGGAUCACUUGAUAUCCAGAGGCAAGCAGCAUAUGAGUUGAGACUACUAGCCAAAACUGGGAUGGACAACCGGAGGAUAAUUUCAGAGGCGGGAGCAAUUCCAUUUUUGGUAACCUUACUUUCAUCACAUGAUCCAAGAAUACAGGAGAAUGCAGUCACAACACUUCUAAACCUUUCCAUAUUUGAAAACAACAAGGUGUUAAUAGUGGCUGCAGGAGCAAUAGACAGCAUAGUAGAUGUACUGGGUUCAGGUAAAACAAUGGAGGCCAGAGAAAAUGCAGCAGCAACAAUAUUCAGCUUAUCGAUAAUUCAUGAUUAUAAAGUGAUUAUUGGUAGUCGUCCAAAAGCUAUUCCAUCUUUGGUUGGGCUAUUAAAAGAUGGAACUACGGCGGGAAAAAGAGAUGCUGCAACAGCAUUGUUUAAUCUUGCACUUUAUAGUGUAAAUAAAAUCAAUGUUGUCCUUUCAGGGGCAGUACCUCUUCUAAUUGAUUUGUUGAUGGAUGAUAAGGCUGGAAUCACUGAUGACGCAUUGGCAGUGCUUGCUCUGCUAUUGGGGUGUUCUGAAGGACUUGAAGAAAUAAGGAAGUGUAAAGUUUUGGUUCCAAUUCUCAUUGAUCUUUUAAGGUUUGGAUCGCCAAAGGGAAAGGAGAAUUCAAUAACCCUCCUAUUGGGGCUCUGUAAAGAUGGUGGUGAUGAAGUUGCUAGAAGACUAUUGAUGAAUCCAAGGAGCAUACCAUCUCUUCAAAGCUUGGCUGCUGAUGGAUCUAUGAAAGCUCAAAGAAAGGCUGAUGCUCUGCUUAGAUUGCUCAACAGAUGCUGCUCACAUUCUCGGAAUCCUGUCGAAUAAAAACACACACAGAGAUUGAUUGAUUGCAAAUUAAAAAUGUAAAUUCAUGGAGAUGACAUAAAUGAAAAUGUUGUUUUAUCUGUUCAUGUAAUUCAACCCUCUUUCAAUGCAUAAGUUGUUUUACCCUUCAUAACCCAAGCUGCAUUAGGUAAACAAAAACAACUCCUAUUUACACAUAGAUCCCUUCAGUCUUUAGAUAUUCUUAUGCAUGUACUUCAUGGAGGAAUGCAAAUCAAAGAUUAUCCAGCAAUAGGAAUAACUAUGUAACACACCGUUGUUUGCUAAGAAAAAACCUCCACAUUGAUGUUUGCUGGAAUAGUGUCCACCGUGAACCAAUAAGGUAAACAAGAGCUGGAACUAAAAAGCAGACCAAGAUCAUAAAAAUGAAAAGCAAGUCAUAUACAAAUAACAAGAAUUAGGGGUAGCCAAAUCCGUACACAUAUAGAAAGUUAUGAUAAACAGCACAAUGUAACCCAAUGAUACACUGCAAACUGUUGUCACAUGAAGCCUCUUCAUGAGAGGUCGUUAGCUUAUAAUAUUUUGUCCGCACCACAAUCUUACAUGAUGCAUGAUAUUGGCAAAAAAUGAAAACUAUAAAUACACAACUUACUCAAUAAGCGAA
This is a messenger RNA of Cynara cardunculus var. scolymus (artichoke), 2707 nucleotides long. Its product is annotated as U-box domain-containing protein 1-like. NCBI's taxonomy places the organism in Eukaryota, Viridiplantae, Streptophyta, Magnoliopsida, Asterales, Asteraceae. The transcript has a single exon. Gene Ontology annotation, molecular function: protein binding; ubiquitin-protein transferase activity. Gene Ontology annotation, biological process: cell surface receptor signaling pathway; protein ubiquitination. The coding region runs from base 1 to 2085 and encodes 694 amino acids. Gene Ontology annotation, cellular component: cytoplasm; nucleus. The record is from RefSeq and is a predicted model, not a curated record.